Messenger RNA from Actinia tenebrosa (Australian red waratah sea anemone), 462 nucleotides. RefSeq names its product autophagy-related protein 23-like. NCBI's taxonomy places the organism in Eukaryota, Metazoa, Cnidaria, Anthozoa, Actiniaria, Actiniidae. The record is from RefSeq and is a predicted model, not a curated record.
GACGGAUGCAUGAGGUCUACUGAGAUUACUCUCGGCUAAAUUUUGAUCAUGCUCUAAUCUAUAGCUAUGGCCAGCAGGAAGUUUUAUCUUUGGACUAACAAAUAUGAAGCAGGUCUAUUAGAAAGCUAUGACGAUUUCCUGAAGCUUGAUCGGCCUGGCAAACACUGCUUGAAAAAGUUCAAUGAUGAAGAUGAAGCUAAAGAAGCUUUAGAGAAGCAAUUGCAAGAACUGGCUGCGAAGAACCAGGAAAAUAGAAGUUCGCAAAUAAUACAAGAAGAGCAUGAUAAUGUUCAAGAAUCGCAAAACCCCGUAGACGAUUUGACGAUGACAGAAAUUGCAGGGGAGAAGGAAGAAAUUGUCAAGGGCCAUGAUGACCGUUAUGAAAAGCUCGAAGCAGAGAUGAAUGCUCAAAAGGAGAUCAAUGGGAAGUUCGAAAAAGAAAUAACAAAAAACACCAUAGAG